Molecule: messenger RNA, 1714 nt
Organism: Volvox carteri f. nagariensis
Lineage: Eukaryota; Viridiplantae; Chlorophyta; Chlorophyceae; Chlamydomonadales; Volvocaceae
Exons: 4
Coding region: 206-706 (166 amino acids)
Source: RefSeq, a predicted model, not a curated record
UAUUAACUACUGUCGUUUUAAUCUAUCGACAAAGUACUUUCACAAUGAUCAAUAUAAGACAUUGAAAACGGAGUCUUGUUCAGCUCUUGGGUAACAACUGAAUCGGCUUGCAGCAGAUGCGUCUACAGCAUCCAUAGCGGAAUUGCAUAUUUAAUCUGACUUUUGGACAUUGCUGCUGAGGAUAUUAUAGGGAGAAAACUGGUGGAUGGCGGACCCAGCGGCACAGGGCCACGUGGAACUAGAAGGUACCGGUAAAUUCUACUAUCCGUCGGGCGCAACCUACGAGGGCCAGUGGAAGCUUCUGAAUCCGCCACCACCGCCGCCGGCUGAGGAGCCAAAGGAAGUCAAAAAGAAAAAAGGAAAGGAUGAGCCACCUCCGCCACCUGCGGAGCCGCCAAAGCGUGUCCGGCAUGGAAAAGGGCUGUACCAGGAGGGCGACUACGUGUACGAGGGAGAGUUCUUCGAGGACGUGAUCCAGGGACAGGGCACCUUCACAUACGCCAGCGGGGCCAAGUACAUUGGCGAGUGGAAGGCCAACAAGUACCAUGGCAAGGGCACGUACAUCUGGCCCGACGGGCGGAAGUACGAGGGCUUGUGGGAGGAGAACCGCAUGCAUGGCUUGGGCGUCUUUAUCGACGCGUCGGGGCACGCGUGGGAGGGGCAGUUCUUCAACGGCAGCGGGCCGGGGCUCACGGCGCUCGUGUGAAGAGAGGGCAGUGGUAUAACACCGGCAGCAGGGCGGACUGGGGCUGCGUGAGGUGGCUGCGUGAGGUGGUUUGCUGUGUUAGUGUGUGGUAUUGGAGUGUGUGGUGUUGGUGGUGUGGUGGCCGUAUGUAUCUCCGUUUCUGCUGUAAAGGAGGGGCUGGUGAGGAGCAGGGGAAAGGAAGGCAGCUGUGAUGUUGGGGCUGCUGUAGAGGCAGCUUGCAGGCUGUGGAGAGGAGGCCAGGACAUGAGCUUUUUCCAUGAAUUGUGCGGCUGUCUGCGCUGCACCGUUGCGCGGGACGGGGCCCCUGGCCUGGUCGCAGCUUAUCCCGCAUGGCCCGCAGCAGAUGAGCCGCGGCGUGGCAUGGGUGAGCAGGGUAGAAGCGGGCGCAGCAGUGAGGCCAUGGAGGAGACUGCAGUGGCUGUUGGGGUGGCGGUGGCGCGCUCGUCGCUUCGAGGCACCCAACAACGCCAGCGCACAGCGGCUGUCGCCCCCUUGCUCCGUGUGUCGCUGGGCCAUGUGCAUGACGGGGCGUGUACCGGCAUCCUUAAGAGCCGAGGGCUCCUGCUGUUGCGGUUCCUGCGGCUGUGUAGCCGGGGAGGGGACGGCGCUGGUGCACGUGCGAGUGGCACUUUGGAGAGCAUAGCGGUGCUCUCCAAAUCAGCGGGGAUGCCGACUAUGGCCAUCCUGGCAGAUCUACGGUCCCGCGGGUUAUUUUUAUUUUGACUUACAUUGUGGAAAGGCUUCGCCUGCUGAUGAAAACAGCGAUUCUUUUUACUCUGGGAGCUCUGGCGAAUAUGGAAUGGACUGUGUAAUAUUACGUGACCUGCCCCACCGAUCAAUGCGUGCGAUGUGAGAUGUGAGGUGUGUUGAUAGAGCCUUGAGAAGGCAGCUGGAUGCGAUAGCAUUACCUGGCUCCUAGGUUCUUGGGCCCCUACCUCUGGCUCGUAUGGGCACUCGUAACACCUCUCUACCUGGGUAACGCAACCGAGGUGUAACACAGACACACAC